Molecule: messenger RNA, 1128 nt
Organism: Capsella rubella
Lineage: Eukaryota; Viridiplantae; Streptophyta; Magnoliopsida; Brassicales; Brassicaceae
Product: B3 domain-containing protein At5g06250
Exons: 3
Coding region: 82-906 (274 amino acids)
Molecular function (GO): DNA binding; DNA-binding transcription factor activity
Source: RefSeq, a predicted model, not a curated record
UUCACCUAACCAUCUCUCUCUCUCUCUCUCCACCAUUCUCUAUCUAUCUCUCAGCUUUCGCUUUCUAUCUCCUAGAAAACAAUGUCAGUCAACCAUUACUCCACAGACCACCACCACACUCUCUUGUGGCAGCAGCAACACCACACCACCGACGCAUCGGAGACAGCAACAACCACCGCCGCGUGGCUCAACGAUGACCUAAAAGAGUCACUCUUUGAAAAGUCUCUCACGCCAAGCGACGUGGGCAAACUCAACCGCCUCGUCAUACCGAAACAGCACGCUGAGAAAUACUUCCCUCUCAAUGCCGUCGCUGACAAUUCAUCUUCGUCGGAGAAAGGGAUGCUUCUGAGCUUCGAAGACGAGACAGGCAAGUCCUGGAGGUUCAGAUACUCUUACUGGAACAGCAGUCAGAGCUACGUCUUGACUAAAGGAUGGAGCAGAUUCGUCAAAGACAAACAGCUCGAUCCAGGCGACGUCGUUUUCUUCCAACGACACCGUUCUGAUUUACGCAGACUCUUCAUUGGCUGGCGCAGACGUGGCCAAGGCUCCUCCUCCGCCGUCAAUACGAGCUCUAUGGCAGCUCCUUCUUAUCGUCAAAUCCACCACUCCUCUACUAAUUACUCUAAUCCUCCUUCUCACUCUGAGUAUUCCCACUACGGAGCCGCCGUAGCAACAGCGGGGGAGACUCACUCCACACCUUCGUCUUCCGUCGUCGCGGGGAGCUCAAGGACGUUGAGGCUAUUUGGCGUGAAUUUGGAGUGUCAAAUGGAUGAUAACGACGGAGAUGAUUCUGCUGCCGCCGCCGCCGCCGCAGUUGAAUCUCCCGACGGUUACUACGGCCAAAACAUGUAUUAUUACUACCCUCAUCCUCAUAACAUGAAUAUAGCUUUCACGGGGGAACGAUGAAGAAGGAAGCUGCUAUGCUAGAGAUAGAGAGGACGAGGCCGAUGAUAUGAUGAUAAGAUGAUAGAGAGAGAUCCCAAAGAAACAAGUGACAAACAUUUUCUGAAUUGACUUUAGAGCUUUCCUUUUUCUCUAUGGGACCAGAGACUUUGUAGCCACAGCGGCCAAUUUUUCUGGACAAACAAAAAAUUUGUAUGCAAAUUUUAAUAAAUAUCUCAAUUAGCA